AUGCCGUACACUAUGACCCGGCUAUCCGAGACUUUUUGGCGCGAACGCGAGGAGAGAAGUUGUGUGAUUUGUUUUAUUUUGUCUAUUCAGUGUUUCUUCAGGUUUAAAUGUGUAAUUAAGACGGAGGAACCUACUACUUAUCCAAAGGCGAGUGAAAACAACCACCCUUGGAUAUCCCUGGACACAAUAGUAUUUCCAAGUACUUAUGUAAUGUCAAGAUCUCGACGUCAAGAUCAUCGUGAAGAUCUACAUUCUUCAAAGACCACGGUGCUCCAACGGUUACGCCCGGCUCAGUACAGGUACAAAAAGCAAAAAGAUAAGAAGAACACUCUGAAGCAAUUCCAUACCAGCGUAUUUGUGGAAAUGAGAAUUCUUAAUUAGAACAGAAUCCUACAAGAAUAAAUGUUCAAAUUUGUAAUUUGUUGUAACAGUAAUUGUAGAUCUAAUAUAUACGACUAUUGCGAGUAACACAAACGAUGGGUAUCUGUUUAAUAAAUUAAUUUAAAAUUAUAGUCGAAAGAAAAAUAAAAUAACACGAAUCCGCAUUAAAGUCAUUUUAGUAAAAAAGAGGUGCCUUAUUCCUUUUAGGUAAAUAGAGUGGCAAUUAUUCGUCCUUAAUAUAUUUCGAUAAUAAAAUCGAAGUUUUAACGGCACUGGAAUGAUGACAAUGAGAACAAGUCGCUUCGUUUCUCAUUUCUUCAGUUUCCGUCAGCCAUACACGUAAGUAAUUUAAACUAUUUAUUUGGUUUCAUAUCGAGUUAAUAACUUUUAUUAUAUUAUUUCCAACAUUUCAAAUACUUGGCACUUUUCGUGGGCACGAGCAACUAAGAUGUGUAUCGUUGGUCGAAAAUUUAAUAUUUGUAGCUGUAAAUUUGUAAGUGUAGUCUAAUAAUAAAAAUCACAUUAUAGAAUAAAAAAUAAUAAACAAGAGAAUAAGCCGCUUAUUAAAUAUUAAGCACGUUUUUAUUUUUUAAAUAUCAUUAACAAUCGAUACCUUUUUUUUUUAAAUUAACACAGUAACUCGAUUAUUGACGAAACAAAUAUUAACAUCACCCAGUGUGUGUACGGACCAAAAUCGUUAAUAAAAUAUAUUGCGUAUGUGAUUUUUAGUAUUUGUAUGUGAUGUUACACCUCGCGUUCAUUGAUUCUAUGUUAAAAGAACUGACGCUUACGGUGACGAUGUUACACGAUUAAACUCUGUUGUCUCUGUCAAACAAUUUAUAAUAAAAAAAUGUUUAAAAAAACAAAAUACUAGUCUAAAUACUCGUACUGGGUGUUAGGAGACCCGCUUCCAAAAACGAAGACAGACGAUAGUACUAAUGACACCUUUCAUGAUGGGAGGGGAAAAAACCGAUCGUGAUUUAAAAAAAAAAUCUUAUUUUUAAAACAUUUAAUUAGCAUGAUUUACGCUCCAUCGUGUUAGUAUAGCUAAAUGAAACGAUAGUUUCAUAAAAAAAUACAUUA
Molecule: messenger RNA, 1464 nt
Organism: Bombyx mandarina (wild silkworm)
Lineage: Eukaryota; Metazoa; Arthropoda; Insecta; Lepidoptera; Bombycidae
Source: RefSeq, a predicted model, not a curated record